This is a messenger RNA of Bombyx mori (domestic silkworm), 7577 nucleotides long. Its product is annotated as myosin-2 heavy chain. The coding region runs from base 686 to 6874 and encodes 2062 amino acids. Lineage: Eukaryota; Metazoa; Arthropoda; Insecta; Lepidoptera; Bombycidae. The transcript has 39 exons. The record is from RefSeq and is a predicted model, not a curated record.
AUAUUGUCGAGAAGAUUUUAUUUAUAUUGAGGGUCGGACGCGGUGGCGUGGUGGCGCGUGGUGUGUAGGACAUAAGUGGCGCGGCGAGUGUUGGCUCGGUGCCCGCGGCGUCGGCAGCGCGCCAGUCCCCGGAGUGCCGGUCCGACCGUCGCCUGCACCCCGUGCGUGCCGUGACCCUACCACAUCACGAAGUCCUUUCCUGCGUCGUCCGCUGCUUUCGUCACCCGCGUCACACCUCAAACACGCGUCUCUAAUAAUCGUGUGAACUUUUAAUGUACCUAUAGAUCGUAUGUGGCGGAGGAACUCGUGUUUACAUAUCAGACGGACAACGAAACAGUAGCGGGUUCAGAGCAGCCGAUUUAGGUCGCCCGGUUCAGUGCUAGCAGCGAGAUAUUUUUAUUACAACUGAUGGGUGCAGGCGUACGAGCGCCUGAGCACGCUGGCGGUUAAAUAAAUUAUUAUUUAUAGAGUAGAACCGUAAAGUCCAUUCCAUAAACACUUUCGUAUUUUUAGUUGUUCCUGGUUAUCUUUAGUUAAAGUUUCAUGUGAAUCGGCUAUGUAGAUUCUGAGAUUAUAACGCAUCGCGGUGAAAUUGUGUGAAUUUCGUGUUAUAAAUAAUACAAAAGUGGCAUUUAGCUGAAAUCUUUAACAUUUCUUUAGUGCAUUUGUGAAUUGUGUGGUGAAAAUGCAUCACUUGUACCCUUUGGCGAAGGGAGACCCGCUGUGUCCGCUAGGCUUCCACCCGCAAGUGCGGUGGCCGACGCGUUGCAAACGCUGUUUCCGCGACUAUAAGGAACACGGUGGCGGCAAGAAAAAAGAUGAUGAUUUUACCGCAUCCACACCCAGCCUUUCCUCUUGGAACUCACCGACAUCACGAAGCCGUGACGGAGAGAAUGGUGCAGCAGAAGGGGACAAGGUUGGCCGGGGUUGGGCUUCGAGUACCAACCUUAGCUCCAUCGAGUCAACCAAAAAGGACACUUUUUCCACAGGAUUCAAUAAAAACAAUACGUCUUGGACAUCGACGCCGGAUCUGGGUGCUGACGGCAGCGACUCAAACGCCGUCACAGUCAAUCUCAAGCUACCCAAACGACGCCUUACGGGCCCAUUACCGGAUUUGGACACAGGCCAAACAACUAAUGACACAGUUACAUUACGUCGGCCGUCACCAUCGCCGCCCCCGUCCGCAGGCUCCCAGACUCAGCUCGCAAUAACCAAGAAUGACUCACUCGCUGAACGUGUGCGAAAGAUGCAGCUGUUAAAAACGCAGAAUAGUUUUGAAAAGGAGCCAAGUAUAGAGAAAGAAAGAGAGCGAAGAAGUUUGUCCAAAAGUAAAGAAGAUGAAAAGACUGCUAGAUAUAAAGACGAACGGUCAUCGACCAAAGAUGAUGUAAACUUUUUAAUGCAGGUAAAGAAUUCUCGGAAUUCAACGAAUUUGAAACCCCCCGUUCGAGGAGGUCCGUCUAAGGACAAAGAUGAGUCUGAUGAUGAAACGAGCACCACCACCGAAACUACUUUAGUGGAUUCCAACGUUAAAGAAUAUCAGGAUCAAAUAGAGGGCUUAAAACAAGAAGUAGAUAUUUUAAGGAAACGUUGUGAAAGAGUGGAGAAAGAAAAAAGCGACAUUCUUCUACGCAGACUCGCUAACAUCGACACGGCGAAUAAAUACACGACAGGACGAUCAUCGGAAGUACUAAAACUACAACAGAAAGUAAACGAAUUAACUACGCACAAUGAGGAUCUCAGGGAUGAGAAAAAACACCUAACUCAGAAAAUUAGGGAAAUUGAGAGUGAGCUUGAGACUCGGCCGUCAACUGAAGCUCAGACCCGUCAGAUUGAGCAGCUACGAGCCAAGUUGUUGGCGGCCGAAACGUUAUGUGAAGAAUUGAUGGAUGAGAAUGAAGAUAUGAAGAAAGAACUACGGGAUCUUGAGGAAGAAAUCGAAGAGAUGCAAGAUAAUUUUAGAGAAGAUCAGGCCGACGAAUAUUCAUCCCUGAGACGCGAAUUAGAGCAGACCAUUAAAAAUUGCAGAGUUUUAUCAUUUAAAUUAAAAAAGACUGAAAGGAAAGCCGAUCAAUUAGAACAAGAAAAAGCUGAACACGAGAAGAAAUUAUUAGAGAUAGUCGGAGGACCCGACGGCAUGCAGCGGGAAAAUAGGAUUAAAGAGUUGGAACAAGAAGUUGCGCGAUCUACUGAGGUGGCGCUAAGGCUACAACGCGAGCUGGCUGAAGCAAACUCAAAGUUCACCGGAUCAAACCCAAGCCUCAUGAAGGUUCCCCAACCCGAAACAGUUAAAGUGUCCCGAUCGUCACUCACUCGAGGAGGUAGCCAAGAAGACCCCGCACAGCUUCUUAGAGAUCUGCAGGACUCUUUAGAGAGAGAAGCAGACUUACGGGAGCAACUACGCAAUGCAGAAGAAGAGGCAAAUAAUUUGCGUAAAACAGCGGCACGUGUAGAAGAGGACAAUGAGUCCUUACUGCUACAGCUGAAGAAAAUGGCUACCAAAGCCAGAAGUCGUAAACUGUCCCCUACGCCUCCAGCCAACAAGCUUAGCAUUGAAACAGCUAAUGAUAAUGAUGAAAAAGAAACCGACGAAGCGGACCCCGCGGAGAUGAAAUUGCUUUUAGAACUUAAUGAACAGGAGGCUACAGUAUUACGAAGAAAAGUCGAGGAAUUGGAACAAGAUAAAGAAGCACUUAAGAAACAAGUCAAGGAGCUAACUAGCAAGAUUUCAAGUGUGACUAAAACUAGUGCCGGAUCCAAUACCACCGCGCGGCGUAGUUUGACUACUAAUAGCAAUAAAUUAGCAGAAGAGCGUGUUAAGGUAUUAGAAGAUGAAAUAGACGAAGUAAGGAAAAAGCUUAUAGAAAAAGAACGUGAUUGUGAAAGACUACACGCUGAACUCAGUUUGGCGCAAAAGAAACCUAAAACACUUAUUAAAAGCAGAUCGUUAGACGCUAGUGAUCAACAGAAUGUGGACCUCAAGCGGCAACUGCAAGUAAUAGAACAAGAGGCCAGUGUGUUGAGAGCCAAAACCCAAAGUCUUGAAGCUGAUAACGAAAAAUUGCAGACAGAAAAUAAAAAGUUACAGCUUUUGAAAAAUGCGAAGUCAUUAAGAUCUGAUAAAGCAUUAGAUCUCAAUACCAAAAAAACAACUCAACUAGAAAACGAACUCAAAGAAGCUUUAGCUAAAAUAAAAGAACUAGAAAUGAUUUGUCAAGAUGAAAAAUCAGAAAAAAAAGUAAGAUUUACUGAGGCAACUAAAAAAGAAACAGAUACCUUGAAAUCAAAACAAGAUGAAUUAGAUAAAUUAAAACUAAAUCUUAGCAAGUUAGAAAAAGAAAACUUAAAGCUUCAAGCAACACUGAAAUCACUCAAAGAUGAUGCACAAAAAUCUUUUAAGCCAAGAAUUCCAAAGAAACCAACUGAUUUAACAACUAAACUUCAACUCAAAAAAAUGGUUGAAGAUUUGGAAUGUGAAAUAGGGGAGAUGUAUGUUGUGAUGAAAAACGCAGGAUUAUCUGGUAAGGAAAUGACCGCAAAAACUAAAUUAGAAAAAGAAAUAGAUGAAAUUCGUUCCAAACUGUCGAAGAACGACUCAGAAUUCACAAACGAAAAGAAUAGAUUACAAACUGAAAUAGCAAAACUAAAAGAUGUCAAUGCUAAAUUAGAAGGUGAUAAAGAUGUGUUUGCCAAUAAAUAUAAAGCUCUUGAAAAUGAAAACAGCAAUUUAAGCAAUCAGUGCAAAACGCUUACUGAAGAAAUGAAAAAUAGAGAGGCUCAAAUAAACAAAUUGAGUGCUGAUCUCAAAAACGCAACAUCUCUUCAAACCACAAUGUCCGAUUGUAUGAAAAAAAUAGAAGAUCUGAAAAAAGAAAUAGAUAGCAAAGACAAAGAUAUAGAAAAACUAAAAAAACAAGUGGACAAUUAUACAAAAAUAGACCAGGAUAAGAAUAAGUUGCUCAAAGAGGUUGGCGAUAAAACUAAAAAAAUAGGCGAUUUAGAAAAGAAAUUAAAGGAAGCAGAAGAAAAAUGUAAACGUAUAGAGAAACAACUUUCGACACGUAAAGAUCGUGUAACCAAACUUGAAAAAGAGGAAGACGCAUUAAGGCAAACUACUAAUGAUAAAUACGACGAAGCAACAUCACCUGUCGAGAUGGUAGAAAUGAGGGAGAAGCUUGAGAAGACUAGCAAAGAACUCAAAGAGAAGCAAGAUGAAUUGAACAAUGCUAAAAUUAAACUAGAAAAGACUGAAGCAGAAUCAUCCGCUGCGAAACUUGAAAUGGCACAGCUCAAAUCGGACUUAGCGAAAUUAGAAAACGAAUAUAAGGAACAAGAGAAAAAGGUGCAAGCUGAAAAGAAGGAAUCCAGUUAUUGGGAAAAUAAAGCCAAAGAACUCGACACUGACCUGCAGUCGGAGCGCAAGAAACUCGACCGGAUGCGUAUUGCUCAUGACAAAGAUGUUAAAAAUAAAGAUGCAGAGCUAGCCACGCUCAAGGGUAAACUUAAGAUUCUUGAACAAAAUUCUGGAGCAGGAGCGAAGAGAAUCACGGAGUUGAAACAAGAAUAUGAAGAGACAGUCAAAAAACUUGAACAUUCUUUAGCUCUUGAAAAGGCAGAAUAUGAGGAGCUAACAGGAAAAUAUGAACUAUUAGAGGAAGAACAUGUGGUCACAAAAGCAAGACUGACUGUGGAAAAGGAACAAGCGCAGGGAGAACUUUUACAUGUACAAAAAGAAUUAAGUACUGCCUUAGGUGAAAUAAAGACACUGCAAGAAAAACUUGGAACUGAAUCAGCAGCAUGGAAUACGGAGAAAACGGAAAUGCAGAACUCGAUAGCGUCUCUGCAAGAACGUUUGUGCGGUGGAGGGUGGGAGGUCGAGCGUGCCCGUCUCAACGCGCGCCUGGACCAGAGAGAACGGGAGCUCCGAGCUGCCAACGACAGACGCGAUGUGCUCGAACAUCACCACGACCUUGCCAAGAAAGAGCUAGAGGAGUCCCGAAAGAAAUUGGAAGAUUACGAAAGAGUUUCUAAAAUACAAAGAAAUCUUACAACAGAAAAUGCAGAACUGGAACGGGAGUUGGCAGCUUUGAACAAUAGAAUAGAACAAUCCGAAAAGGCUAGAAAGGCCGAAAUCACGGACACUAAGACGAGAUACGAAGGGCAGAUGAACACAAUGCGCGAUGAACUCAAAUCCUUACACAACCAGGUUUCGAGAUUUAGGAGAGAAAGAGAUAACUAUAAGCAAAUGCUCGAAGCCGCACAGAAGUCGAUGGCUGAGAUUAAAAAUGGAGACAAAAGCGCUAGAAUUCAUCGUAACUCAAUAUCCAGCACAGAUGAAGAAGAAUAUCGCAACAAAGUCGCUUUGCUGGAACAACAGGUUGCUUGUCUCGAAGAUGAGCUGUGUGAAUCGCGGCUACUAGCUUCAAAACUUAACACGGAGCUUGUUAGCGAAAAGUCAUCUGCCGAAGUACGCCUCGCGGAAAUGCAAUCCAGACUAAAUGAGUACGAGGAAGAGAGACUAUUGUCGUCAGGAAGAGCGCGCGUGGCUGGUCUCGCGACCCGAAUGGAACUGGCGUGGCACAAGGAACGCGAUGAACAACAGCGGCUGUUACAAGAGACGUCCACGCUCGCCAGAGACUUGAGGCAGACUCUUUUCGAAUUGGAAAGAGAGCGUGAAAAAGAGAGGUUAGAUAUGAAGAGACGAAUCGAUCAGCUCAAGAGGACCACGGAGGAAGAAACCGAAGAGGCCAAAAAGAAGGUGACGGAGUUACAGUGCGACUUAUUGGAGUUACGCGACGCACACGCCAAACUGCGUACAACCAAUGAGAAGUUGCGCCGCGAUAAAGAGAGGCACGAUCGAGAUCGCGACCAGAACAAAUUACUUGUCGCUUCAUUGAAACGUGCUCAACAGGAGGACGACAGGGUGAUAGCACAGCUCUUAGAAACAAUAGACGAUCUAAUGAAGCAAAGCCCUGAUCUAUUCCGCGUUGAAAUUCCCGUUAAACCGGAGAAAACUCUGAUGACACCAACACCGCCUCGUCGUAACAGGUCUUCGAAAUCUCGUUCCCGCUCAGCAACUCCUGAGACUAACGAAGCAGCCGGGGCUAAAGAUACGGCGGCCAGACUGCGCAGACUCACCGACGAACUAAGGGCUUCUCGUAUCGCCGAGCGACAGCGGCGACAGCAAGCCAGCGCAAGGAGAGCAAUGUCGACGGAGCCCCGUGAUACUUUGUCGGUGACGCCCGCCACGAGCCGGACCCCAUCUCGGGCACCGUCGUUAAAGAAGCGAUCCAUCUCACUGGAACAGACAACUAAGGAACAGAGCUCGAUAUGGAAGUCCGUUGAUGAGAGUAGUGUGUCGUCGUUGCAAUCACUGGAAGGAGACAAUGAUCAUCGUCACUUCACUAUGCCUCGGGAUACCAGUCUCGACAGUCGAUUAUCCGGUGGGUCUGCUCAGAGUGACGUCUUACCCAACGAAAAAAAGAAGAAGAAAAGCAUCUUUGGAAAAUUGAAGAAACUGACUAAAUCACGAUCCAUCGAUGACCAAGCCGAUCCCGAAAUUGUCGAUUUCAGACCUAUCGGUACCGUAUCGCAGGGCUCCGAUUCCGACAUGAGCACAGCUGGGAGCAAACGCGACUUACGUGGACGACUCUCUGAUAUGUUCAGCAGGAAACAGGUUUCUCGCGGCAACAGUAAAGAACUAAGUCCCGAAAGGCCAGCAAGCGCAAUGGGAAGCACUACGAGCGCCUCACGUACCAUGCUACGCAAUACGAGUACUACAACGCUGACGCGAACCUCACCCGCCAAACCGAACGAAUUCUCAAGUACGCGAUCAUCGAGUGCCACUCCGGCGACGAAAAGAAAAGGAAAAUAACGGACACUCAAUAUUAUUGUGUUGAUUGCAAUGUAUUUUUAAUUCCUAAGUAUCUUCCACAUAGCAUGUAAUAUCACACAUAUCAGAAUUUGUAUGACUAUCGAUAUACAUUAUAAAGUCGUUAUUCGCAAAGAAAACCUUUUCAAGUACCUUUGCGUGUUGCAGAUAAUAAUGUAAUAAUAAAUACGUAUUCACAUAUUCAUAUCCAGUAGAGCCGAUAGAAAUUGGGUAGUUAAUAUAUCUAUCUACCUCCCUUAGGUUCGCUUAUCAACAUAAUUUUUUUUAAUGAUAUAAAUUACAUAAACAGAAAGAAGUCAGAGUGUUUCCUACUUGAAGAUUACGCAUAUAGUAAAAUAAUACAAACAAAAUAUAUAACACAAUCAUUUACUUGUCAACAAGAUCUGUUCCAACAUUACGUCACCAAACAUCGAGAGGUAUCGAUUAAGUAUUUAGCAAUCAUUCGAAUAUAAUUUUCAGACAAUGUAAGUUAUCGAUUCGAAUCGAUAGCGCAGUUUCGAUAGUUAUACAAAUUGGCCGCCCACUCCGUCACAGUGUAAUGUGAAGUGACGUCUUAUUCCCGGAGUCUUUAGUCCCUAAGUUUAAUGAGCAUUGAGAUUAUGUUGUAUUAUCAUAAGUUCUCUUUGAAACAUAGCAGUGUUUAAGAUAUUUUCUUGUAAUUUCGUAAUAAAUCUGUUGAAUUAAA